Messenger RNA from Leguminivora glycinivorella, 1964 nucleotides. It is a transcript of the gene Rexo5, whose product is annotated as RNA exonuclease 5. Gene Ontology annotation, cellular component: nucleus. The transcript is spliced from 2 exons. The record is from RefSeq and is a predicted model, not a curated record. Gene Ontology annotation, molecular function: nucleic acid binding; exonuclease activity. Bases 122 to 1855 code for a protein of 577 amino acids. Lineage: Eukaryota; Metazoa; Arthropoda; Insecta; Lepidoptera; Tortricidae.
AGCCGAGCGCGUGUUCUGUCCGAUGUUCUCUUGCUCCAGUUCCGAAUGUUUACGAUACUUACGGAUUAUUAUAAAGUACACAAUUUAUAUUCCCAAGGCAUCUAAUUUGAUUCUUUAAAAUAUGGGAGACUGUCCGACACCAAAAAAACGACGUAAAAGCAACGCUAAUAGUCAACCGCAAGACAGUUUGAGAAAAGAAGCUCAAAAUGGAACUGGCGACUCCUUCAUUGACGCAAAUGAGAAUAAACGGGCUCGUCCGAAGCAUAUGCCUAAGUUUAGGCUAAAAACCGCAGGUGAGACCUCUUCUUUGUCAACUACUAGUAGCGAAAGAAUCCCGUUAACCCUCACUGAUAUACAGUACGUGUUACUGCAUUCAUUGCUGGGGAACCUGAACUUAGCGCAACCACCUCGGUGGUAUGUGCUUGACAAAUGCAAUAAUAUCAAGCAAACUACAUGUGUCGUGCUGGAGGGCAUUUCUAUACAGCAUUGGAAUAAAUUACAAGAUAAAUUCCCUAAGACUAGAAAAAUCUUUGAAGAUUAUGUGGAAGUCUUAACACCAUCGGUGUAUGGAGGUUCUCUGGUCCAAGAGCUUGCAUUAGUACCUCUAUCAGAAAAUGAAAAAGAAAUUCUGAUUCAAAAGUAUGGAAGUAUGAACUUGGCUCUUGAAGCAAGAAAGGAUUUGAUGAUCAUGAUGAGAGCAGUAUUUCCCAUCACGGGGGAUGUCAAUGAGUCGCUUGAAAUCAGUUCAGAAGAUAAAUUUCCAAGAACACAAUUAUUGCUGUCUGCAUGGCAACUGAUAGAGGAAUCGUUCCCAGUCCCAUUAAAAGGCAAGCUGGAGAGUGCUUACUCAGAUUAUGUCAUGACAAAAGAUAAAUACAUGCCAGUUACAGAUAAAUCCCCCAUGUUUGGUCUAGAUUGUGAAAUGUGCAUUACCAAUGCAGGCUCUGAGCUGACUCGAGUGUCAUUAGUAGAUGAAAAACACAAUAUGAUCUAUGAUUCUCUUGUAAAGCCGUAUAAUGAUAUUACAGACUACUUAACAAGAUUCUCUGGGAUAACAAAGAGUCUAUUGAGUGAUGUGACCAAGCGUCUUGAAGAUGUCCAAAAAGAAAUCAGAGAGCUGUUGCCCCCAGACGCAAUAUUAGUAGGACAAUCCUUAAACUUAGAUUUACAUGCUUUGAGGAUGAUGCAUCCAUAUGUAAUAGAUACUAGUGUAAUCUUUAAUUUUACUGGAGAAAGAACUCGCAAACCUAAGCUCAAAGCAUUAGCAAGAGAAUUUUUGAAACUGGAUAUCCAAUCAAGCAAAAAUGGCCAUUGUUCUGUAGAAGACUCACUGGCAGCACUCAAACUAGUACAACUUAAAUUAAGUAAUAGCAUAGAAUUUGGAGAUGCUGUGCAUACCAACAGGGAAAAAUACAAAGAGAACUAUAAACUCAAAAUUGCUAAAGAAUAUGCUUUAUCAAUAUUUAACCAUAUGAUAGAGCAAAAGAAAACUUCUUUAGUUGUUGGCUGUGACAACAUUACUGGUGAUUAUCACACAUACCUGACCCAAGCUAAAGAAAGCUUGAGUUCUCAACUAAAGAAAGUGAAACCAAAAAGGGUUAAACUGAAAACUGUUGAUGGGGUUGAUGAAGUAAUUUCAACAUUAGCUGAAUCCGUGAAGGAGUAUAACUUUUCUAUGGCACAUUUGAAACUAGAGAUUGAUAGUGAAAAUGAGAGUAAACAAAUGGAGCAAAUAGAUACCUGGAUACAAACCGUGUGGAGCAGCCUGCCGCAUGCUGCACUGUGUGCUAUCAUGUUUGGUGGAACCACUGAUGAUAAUGGACUUGCUAUGGUAAAGAUCAAAAGUAGUUUAUAGCUUGCCUAAUAUUAGUUAGUUAAGUCUAAUGAACGUAAUAUGAUUUAUCAAUGAAUGUUAUAUUGUACCAAAAUGUGGUAUUUGGUAUUAAAACAUUUGAAUAAUUCAA